AUGAGCUUGGACCCUUUGUUGCCCGUCGCCCCGGCGCGGGCGAAGGCGCUGCUCCUGCCUCUCGGCAAGAUCAAGGCAGAGCGCUUCGCGUCCUUUGUCGAGAGGCUGCGCGCCGAGCAUGUCGUCCACCUUCGCGACAUCAGCGCCGAUGGGCGUCCCAAUCGGAACAUGUUCUCGCCGCUGGCGUUCCCCGAUGGCGCCAUACUAUACGACCUCAUAACGCACCAGCCGCCCCCGUCGCACCUCGCCCUCGCGCCCUUCGACCUGUACCGCGAACCCCUCGCCGUCAUAGCCGUUGCCGACGGCGCAGAGAUGAAGGAUGCCACCUUUUGCAAGCGACUUUCCACAGGCGGCGCCGCGGCCGCCACCGUGGUCGAGAGGAAUGUACGGACCUUGCACCAGGAACUCGAGGACCUGCGUGACAUUUACCCCAAGGCAUUUGUGCACCAAGUCAUCAUCUUCGACUACGCCGCGCCGACUGGAACCAAGAUCCCAAUACCCGAGGGGCUCGUGGCGGUGCCACCGCUAGAGGAUUGCAAGCGAACGACAAUGAAGACCGUAAUGUGUGACAUCUCGUCGCUGCUACUGGCAGAGAUGACGACGCUGGCAAAGUCCUUUGAGGCCAUGACCUCCAUCGAGUCCCCGCGGCAUUAUUCAGUGGCGCGGCAUAUGAACGGUAUCACGGAAGGAGGUCUCAACGGAGCGAGCAGACGGAAUUCUCAGUUUCCGAUUCCUCAGCACCUCUCGCGCUCCAACUCGGCAACGGGCGUCGACAAGAGCCACGCGCGAAUGUCGAUGCCUCCGAUGGCCACUCGACCAGGCGCAGGCUCCAGCAGCUCGACCCCCGCACGCCCGUCGACGCCGGUAAGGGGUGGGCUGGCCAGCAUCCCUAUGAGUCCUGACGACGGUCACAGUGCUCCUGGUAGUGGUCCGUCGAGCCCGGAGCAAAAGAUGACGAGGUCUGACAGUGAGAGGUCACGCGACGUCAGCCGUGAUCGCGUCUCUGUGCAGGGGUUCGGUCCCGGCGGCGCAAAUGACCGCUGGCGGCAAAAGGGCAAGGGGCGAACGUCGGUGGUCAUAGGGUCCAUGUACCUCCAGGCCGGCCGAUGGAGCGACUCGCUGAGAGAGCUCUCCGAGGGUGCGGUAGCGGCGCGGUCUCUCAACGACCACAUCUGGCAUGGCAAGGCAUUAGAGUUGAUUCUCAUGAAUCUCUUCCUCCUUGGCUGGUCCAACCUGGAGUUCCAGAUACCAACGGUUUGCUAUCCGCUGCAAGAGAGACCAAACAGCAGUUCAUCGGCACUCAGGUCGGACGCGGAUGCCGGGGAUUCGACUCUUCCGAAGCAUUUGCGGAACCUUCAGACACUCCUUCCAGAGUUACUGGAGCGAAUCGUCGGGCUCUACUCGAGGAUAUCCAGCGAGAGCUUACCGCCGCUGCCCCUAUCCGAGACGACCGUUCGUUUCGCCAAGAUUCUCUCCGCCGUUCAUCUUUGUGGAGGCAAGCUUAACCAGCAAGCGCUCGACAUCAUUGUCCGCGGGAAGCUACCCGAAAAGGGCCUUACCACGUCACCUCGUCUAACGAUCCUGCCGACGAGACAGCAAAUUGUCAACUUGCUGUUCAAGGCUUUCCCAUCGACCAACACGGAACUUCUUACGACAGCUGACCGCGUGUCUAUUCUGAGCGGCAUUGCAUCGGUCCUAGGUCCGUUGGGAUUCUCAAGAAAGAAGGCCAUGGUGAUUCGAGAGCUGGUAUCGGUCCUCAUUGGCGGUCUCGUCGAGGCGCGCACACGUGGUGCGGCGGAGGCAGGCGUUCAUCCCGCUGCCGGGCUCGUGUCGCUCGCCCCAGGGCGGGAUCGAAACUCAGCCGCCGUCGCGCUUGACCUCGGUGAGGGCGACAUUGAACAGGGGCUCGAAGCAUUUUUGGAUCUGCUAUGCAGGUCGUACGGCAUAGUCGGAUUUGAUUCACUUGCCAACAAUGCGACUCAGGCGUCUAGCAAGCCCGACGAGUCCGACGAUGCUGUCGUUGCUAGGAUCCUGGACCAAUCGUCGACAAGAUUCUUCGGGUUCAGCAGCAUCAAACUUAACAUCCUACGGGCGUGCAUCAACUUUGCCGAGGCACUGCCCGACUUCAAUGGCGUGCUCAAAUUCUCCAGCGAUCUGAUGCGCACGGCUGGAUCUGGCGUGGCACCUGGUCCUCGGCGCGAGGAUGCCACGGCCCUUAUCCACAGGGAUGAACAAAUCCGUCUCGUGACUAAUAUAUCACGGACCGCAGCCCUUGUACAGAGAAUUGGCAUGGGCCACCUGACUGCCGAGUACUGGGACGAAUUUCUUAUUCGGAGCAUUGUUCUCGAGUCUCUACCGAAUACACGGACGCCCAUACCACAUGCCCGCAGCGUUCUUCCCGGUGCGACAGCUAGCCGGGCUUCCCAAGAUGUGAACCCGUUCAUAUACAACCCGUUCUUGAAGGAGCCAGACGAGGUUGCGGCGCAGAACCUUGUGGCAGGCGAGCUAGCAAGCUUCCGGGUGACGCUGCAAAACACAUACGACAUCGAGGUCGACAUAGAGAGCAUCCGCCUAUGCACUGACGGCGUUGAAUUCGAACCCCUCUCUGAAAGCGUGGUUCUAGGACCGUACAGGACACAACUUCUCAGGCUUAAAGGGCGACCCAAGGCAGCUGGCUCCAUCACUGUCACCGGUGCCAUUGUCAAGAUCCGUGGUUGCCGGGAAAGGCGCUUUCCCAUUUUCACGAAGCCUUGGAAUCCUUCACGGCCGGAGAAAAUCAAGGUGAAGGGGCUAGCCGCCCUAGGAAAUCCUGAUAGUCUGAUCAAGCCCGCCGAGGGGACUCUGGAACCCCGACAUGUGAGCCUCAAUGUCAUACAAGAACAGCCCCUGUUGGUAGUGAAGUCGACGACGCUUCCUCAAUCCUCUGUUAUGAUCCUGGAAGGGGAGAGGCAGGUGUUUUCUAUCACCUUGCAAAACACGUCUUUGACGCCUGUCGACUUUAUGCUGUUCUCCUUUAAGGACUCGACACAGGCGCCUUUGCAGGAAGCACUUAACAAACGGGACGCUACGCCCGCGGAGCUAUACGAGUACGAGCUAAUCUUAAUGAAGAGGCAAGCUCUCCGACUUCCCAGGAGUGACCAGGCCCGCAAUAUCGCGCCAGGAGGGGAAGCAUCGUUUGACUUUGAGAUACUCGGCAAGCCUGGCCUUACACAAGCCACCAUCCAGGUCGACUACACGUAUCUCGGCGUCCCGAAAGACGAAGUUACGGAGCAGUUCUAUACGAGGCAGGUGUCGGUGGACCUCACAGUCACAGUCAAUGCCAGCGUGGAGUUGACGAGAGUAGAUGCAAUGCCGUUGUUUGGCCACAUUCCGGACUCGUUCUGGGAGAGGAUGGGUGGCAAGGCGCCCAAGGACGCCGAGGACUACUGCUUGCUGUCUCUAGAUCUACGCAAUGCGUGGCCUAGCCACAUGGCUGUCCAUCUCGAGGGCGAAGAGGGCAUGGCAGUCGACGAGAGCAUCCUCCCGGGCAAGACGAGCCGCGUGGUGAUGCCGGUCAAGCGCAUCUACGUGGAGGACCCGCACGAGGCCAUCCCCAGUCUGAACCCCUCGCGCACAAGACAAUUCGUCGUCAGCACGAGCAAGAUCUCACCGGACAUGGAGCGCGCAAACCGGGAGGCGUUCUGGUACCGGGAGAAGAUCCUCGACGUGCUCCGAGCUACGUGGCGCACGACGUCCGUACCGAAACGCAGCGGCGCAGUCGAGCUUCGCAGCAUUCGUCUCACGUCCCGCAUGAUCGAGGCCGUCAAGGUCGACGAAGUGGGCAUCGACAUCUCAGUGAACGACGCCAACGCAGAGGAAAGCAGCACCAGCACCAGCACCAGCAGUCUGGCCAACCUCGCGCACGUAGACGAGUUCAUGCAGGUCAAGGUGCACGUCACAAACCGGACCGCCAAGCCAAUCUACCCGCUCGUCAGGCUCAUGCCCGCGCUCUGCCACCGGCCCGUCAACGUCGCGCUCGACCACACCCGCAAGUUCGCCUGGAACGGCACGCUCCAGCAGCAGCUCCCCCUGCUUCAGGGCAACUCGAGCGCCGACUUUGCCAUCGGCGUGACGCCCCUCUGCAGGGGCGAGUUCGAGCUGGCCGCCUCGGUGGAGGAGAUGCGCGUGUGGGAGGACGGCGGCACGGGCGGGGGACGGCCCCGGUCGGAUACUCAGAGGAUGAUGGACGCGGCGCUGGGCGGCAAGCAGCGCCGGAUGUGGCACUCGCGAAGACCGUGCGUGCUCGCGGUGCGGGACAGGGAAGAGUGA
Molecule: messenger RNA, 4308 nt
Organism: Purpureocillium lilacinum
Lineage: Eukaryota; Fungi; Ascomycota; Sordariomycetes; Hypocreales; Ophiocordycipitaceae
Cellular component (GO): trans-Golgi network
Source: RefSeq, a predicted model, not a curated record